This is a messenger RNA of Scutellospora calospora, 789 nucleotides long. Lineage: Eukaryota; Fungi; Glomeromycota; Glomeromycetes; Diversisporales; Gigasporaceae. The record is from the annotation of a GenBank genome assembly.
AUGGCAAGUGAUGACAAAUUUGACGAAGCAGAUCUGUGUUUUAUUAGCAAUGUUGAGACAAAUAUAUUUGACGAAAUUCUGAAUUCUUAUGGGCAACUUCGAUCUGAAGAAAGUAAUAGCUUAGUAGAAUCUGAGGCUAAGGCUAAGACUGAUUUGACUGAUUCAGAAGAGGGAUUAUAUUCUUUAACUAAAGGGCAAAUAUCAGUAUUAAUUAAUGAAAGUUGGCUUGACAAAUAUAGUCAUGAACGAGGCUUUGCUUUUUCUUUAGUAAAAAGUGAACUAGACAAGAAUGAUGGAAUACCUAGACAUCGGGUUUACUAUUGUUCUAAAGGACAUCGUUAUGAAGCAAAAAAAAAGGCACAUAUAUUGGAAGAAAGAAAUAAAGCACAUGAGAAUAGUGGUUGUGAAUAUCAUCUUAAUUUUCAAAGAUGGAAAAGUAAUAAUCAAGUACAUAUUUCGGAUAUAAUUGGUGAGCAUUCACAUCCAAUAAGUGAUAAUAUCCAAAUGGCUGUAUCCAAAUAUCAUCGCCUUAUAUCUGAAAUACAAGAUGAUAUUGAACUUCUUGCUGCUAGUGGUGUACGUACAGGGGCUAUUAUUAAUUUGUUGACACAGAAAUAUCCAGAUCAAUAUAUUUAUACACAUAGUGUCUAUAAUGUUAUUCAAGUAGCUAAAGCAGAGAAGAGAAAAUUAAGUGAUGCAAGUGCUACCUAUAAAGAGCUAAUGCAUCGAAAACAAGAAAUGCCUAGUUGGUACGUUGAUGCAAAAUUCGAGGGAAGUGAUAAUCAUCUU